GCUUAGAGAAGCGCAUUCGCCCACCUUUCCGCUCGGGUCUAUAUAACGAGACCGAUAAGUAGUCUACCAGUACUUCAUCCCGGCUGAUAGCAUGUUCACCUCUCUAGCGAGUUUAAAAACAAGAUAGAGCAAUCGACACCUAUCUAAAAUGGACACAGAAAGCACCAAUAGUUCUAACGAAGGACUCGUCGAGGCGCUCUGGCGCAAGAAGCAGAUCACCCACCCACUCGUCAAGGCGGCAUUCCUCAAGGUGGAUCGAGGUCAGUAUGCCCCAGAGAACGCGUAUGAGGACAAGCCCCAGCGCCUUAGCCCGCGAGCGUCCAUCAACUCCCCGUCUAUGCAUGCGAAGGCAGUCGAGACGUUGCUGCCGUACCUGCUACCGGUCGAAGGCGCGGAAGAAGCCGUCGGCGUCAGAGGCCGCCCGCGGAGAAUCCUUGACAUCGGGAGCGGUAGCGGCUUCCUCGUGCACGUAUUCGCAGAGUUGGCCGGCGAGACGAGCCUCGUCGUCGGCGUGGACCACGUCGAGGACCUGAGGAAGCUCGGCGAGGCCAACAUGCGCAAGUCGGCCGAGGGCGCCGCCCUGGUCGACUCCGGGCGCGUGCGUUUCCGCCUCGGCGACGGACGCAGAGGCUGGCACGAGCCGAGUCCCGAGGACGCAUCAUCGCCGAAUAACGACGGAUGGGACGUCAUACAUGUUGGCGCAGCGGUGGUUAAACUACACAACGAGCUUGUACGACAGCUUAGGUGCCCCGGCCGUCUGUUGAUCCCCGUUGCUGAUGAAGAGGACAACUGGUUCUCGGACAAGUAUAUUUGGACGGUGGAUAAGGACGAAAACGGUAGAAUCACCAAGAAGAAACACAAUAAAGUUUGGCUUGUGUCGCCGAUGGACGUACCGAGAAGGUCGGCCACCUAGGGAUGACCGUCCGGCUGGCCCGGCAAGGACCCUGUGUAGCAAGAAAUGGACACUCUAUGGGGAUUGGCAUUUCUUUCACUACAUUCCCGAUACCCAAGUGUCCGCGUUGUCGUUAGGUUCGAUAAUCAUAGCCUUGUGUUGCUGAACCACCCCCUUUCCCGACAUAACAUUACCAUCGCUACGUUACACACAGCACUGGUG
Messenger RNA from Durotheca rogersii, 1114 nucleotides. RefSeq names its product PCMT-domain-containing protein. Gene Ontology annotation, cellular component: cytoplasm. Gene Ontology annotation, biological process: protein modification process. The record is from RefSeq and is a predicted model, not a curated record. The transcript has a single exon. Gene Ontology annotation, molecular function: protein-L-isoaspartate (D-aspartate) O-methyltransferase activity. Lineage: Eukaryota; Fungi; Ascomycota; Sordariomycetes; Xylariales; Xylariaceae. Bases 149 to 913 code for a protein of 254 amino acids.